AUGCGAUGGCCACCAUGGAGCUCCGAAUCUAGCCAGGGCAGCAAAACAGACCGAGAGAGCAUUCUCCCCACUGCCUCGAGCGCGUCAUCCUACCCCACAUCCGCAACAAACAACACCACCUCGUCAUUGGACUGGACCGCCUUCACAGAGUCAAGAACCAUCAUCUCGAGUAUUCUCUUGACCAGUGGCAUCCUACUUGCUGCGCGGUUUCAUCGCCGGUAUUUGCGACGUAUCCCCGAUGCGCCCAGUAUCUCGCCGUCGUUCCUGCGUCGGCGGUCCAUUUUCGGCAAGGUCACCAGUAUUCAUAUCCGUUUGGCAGGCAUCGAUGCCCCCGAAUUAGCGCAUUUCGGUCGACCUGAGCAGCCUUUUGCGCGCGAAGCCCACCAAUGGCUUACUUCAUACCUUCAGGGCCGAAGGAUACGGGCGACCGUCUAUCGCCAGGACCAAUACAGUCGCGUCGUGGCUAGCGUCCACGUACGCCGGGCUCUCGACCUACCUCCCUUCCGUCGGCGAGAUGUUUCAUAUGAGAUGCUGAAACGCGGGCUGGCAACGAUAUAUGAGGCGAAAGUUGGUGCGGAAUUUGGAGGUGAGAAACUAGAACAGAAAUAUCGGCGUGCAGAAUGGUGGGCUAAGGCGCGGUCAAAAGGUCUUUGGAAGGACUAUCGCCGCGUGGGGUCAAACUGGGAGAGUCCUCGUGAGUACAAGAAACGAAUGGGCAUGGGUGAGCCGUCAGAGGAUGGCGGAAAGCCCAAGUGA
Molecule: messenger RNA, 756 nt
Organism: Penicillium diatomitis
Lineage: Eukaryota; Fungi; Ascomycota; Eurotiomycetes; Eurotiales; Aspergillaceae
Product: thermonuclease family protein
Exons: 2
Coding region: 1-756 (251 amino acids)
Cellular component (GO): mitochondrion; cytoplasm
Source: RefSeq, a predicted model, not a curated record